Nothobranchius furzeri (turquoise killifish) is the source of this 4392-nucleotide messenger RNA. RefSeq names its product Cbl proto-oncogene, E3 ubiquitin protein ligase (gene cbl). Gene Ontology annotation, biological process: cell surface receptor signaling pathway; negative regulation of epidermal growth factor-activated receptor activity. Gene Ontology annotation, molecular function: calcium ion binding; ubiquitin protein ligase activity; receptor tyrosine kinase binding. Gene Ontology annotation, cellular component: plasma membrane; membrane raft. NCBI's taxonomy places the organism in Eukaryota, Metazoa, Chordata, Actinopteri, Cyprinodontiformes, Nothobranchiidae. The record is from RefSeq and is a predicted model, not a curated record.
GAACGGAAGGGGGCGUGCAGAAAAAAGACAGGGCCGCACACACACGUCACUGAGGGAAACAGAACAUACUGGGCAAUGUUUUAUUCCCACAUUUAUUUAUUUACCCCUGUUCCUGUUUGCGACCGCGAAGCCAUCGCAGUUUGAAGUGCAACUUCCUCUCAGUCAUCGAUUAGAGGUGUCGCUCGUCAGUCCCGCACCACCCGCACUGCCGCACAGACACUGAACUUCCCGUUAAGACGCAGCGGAACAGGCGAAAACUGCUGCUGACAGAAAAAGGGGAACGACAUCAGGGCUUGUCAAGAAGAGAGGACAGAGUCGUGUCUACAAGGCGUCUGGACAGAGAAAGGGUGCCAUUGUCCUCUCGCUGAGGGCGAGCAGAGACGGUUCUGGUGCUCUGCUAAUUAGCCUGCGUUGGUCCCUGCUGGGAAAGACGGCGAGCAGGCUGCCUGCCCAGGGUUCUAGUUCGAGUGUGCCUGUUUUCAUCCAGCAUCUGGACAUUUAUCCUUUUAGCUACUGAUGGGUUUCUUUAGAGAAUAGCAAUCUCCCUUCCCCACAUCUACCCCCUGCCAGACCCUGGCUUUGAACCGACUCUCGGGCGCUGUCCUCGCUGGGGGGUACGGGAUAACCAUCGCCCGGUCUCGCUAGCUCCAGGUGGGGGUCCGGUUUCCCUAACCCUUGCCCUGUCUGCCUGCCGCUCUGGCCGACCUAGCAAACUCGGAACAUGGCAGGGAACCUGAAGAAAGGCGGGGGUCUAAUCGGAAUGAUGAAGGAUGCCUUCCAGCCACACCAUCACCACCUCCACUCCCAUUACCAGCCCGGGGCCGUGGACAAGAAGACGGUGGAGAAAUGCUGGAAACUAAUGGACAAGGUGGUACGGCUGUGCCAAAACCCCAAACUGGCUCUGAAGAACAGCCCCCCUUAUAUCCUUGACUUGCUGCCUGACACCUACCAGCACCUGCGCACCAUCUUAUCUCGCUACGAGGGCAAAAUGGAGACUCUGGGGGAGAAUGAGUACUUCCGGGUCUUCAUGGAAAACCUGACUAAGAAGACCAAGCAGACCAUCACCUUGUUCAAAGAAGGCAAGGAGCGCAUGUAUGAGGAGAACUCCCAGCCCAGGCGGAAUCUCACCAAGCUGUCAUUGAUCUUUAGUCACAUGCUGGCUGAGCUGAAAGCCAUCUUCCCCAACGGUCUCUUUCAGGGUGACAACUUCCGCAUAACCAAAGCAGAUGCUGCAGAAUUCUGGAGGCGCGCCUUUGGGGACAAAACCAUUGUGCCUUGGAAGGUGUUCCGUCAGUCUCUCCAUGAGUUUCAUCCUAUCAGCUCCGGCCUGGAGGCCAUGGCCCUCAAGUCCACUAUAGACCUGACCUGCAACGACUACAUCUCUGUGUUUGAGUUUGACAUUUUUACAAGGCUGUUUCAGCCUUGGUCAUCCCUGCUGCGGAACUGGAACAGCUUGGCUGUGACUCACCCGGGAUACAUGGCCUUCCUCACCUACGAUGAGGUCAAAGCUCGGCUACAGAAGUUUAUUCACAAGCCUGGCAGUUAUAUUUUCCGACUGAGCUGCACCCGACUGGGCCAGUGGGCUAUUGGUUAUGUGACAGCAGACGGGAAUAUUCUCCAAACCAUUCCCCAUAAUAAGCCCCUCUUCCAGGCUCUCAUAGAUGGUUUCCGAGAAGGAUUCUAUUUAUUUCCUGACGGGCGAACUCAAAACCCUGACCUGACCGGAUUGUGUGAACCUUCACCUCAAGACCACAUUAAAGUCACCCAGGAGCAAUAUGAGCUGUAUUGUGAGAUGGGCUCCACUUUCCAGCUUUGCAAGAUCUGUGCUGAGAACGACAAGGAUGUGAAGAUUGAGCCCUGCGGUCAUCUCAUGUGCACGUCCUGUCUCACUGCCUGGCAGGAGUCAGAGGGUCAGGGGACAGGUUGUCCCUUUUGUCGCUGUGAAAUUAAAGGUACGGAGCCCAUCGUUGUUGAUCCUUUUGACCCGAAGGACAACAGCGGAGGCUUGUGUAGGAGCUCCAUGUGCGCUGAGGGGGCGCCCUCUCCCAGCUACGAUGACGAUGAUGAUGACAGACUUGAAGACCCCCACCUUAUGAUGAGCAAACUCGCCUGCUCUAAGGUGGAGCGCCCCCCAUCACCCAUGUCCCUGCCUCCUCAGUCCUCCCUGCCACCCGUGCCUCCCAGACUUGACUUAUUACCAAACAGACCUCCAAACCCCCCCGGGGCCUCCAGUCCAGGGCUCAUCAGUAAGGCAGCAUCUCACCACAAAGACAAGCCUCUUCCUCUCCCUCCUGCUCUGCGGGAUCUCCCCCCUCCUCCUCCUCCAGACAGACCCCACGCAGCCGGGACAGCCCCCGAUACCCGGCUCCAGAGGAGGCCCUUACCCAGCACUCCGGGGGAGCCCCCUCGAGAUAAGCUGCCACCUACGCCCCCAAACCGUCCAAUCACUGACUGGAACUCCAGGCCCGUUCCCAAGGCCCCCACUUCAUCUUCUUCCUCAUCAUCCUCUUCAUCCACCCAAGUCUCCAGUCUGGGAGGGGACAUCCGGGCCGGUGUCAGGGAGCUGUCCAACAGGCACUCCCUCCCCCUGGCGCUGCCGUCUGCUAUGGACACCCGCUCAGACUCUCAGAAGAACAACAGCUCCCUCAGCCUGGACCACCAGCUGAGCUUUGCUGCAAUCGUCGACGGCGAUUACGACAACCCCAAAGUGAAACCGUCAGCCUCAGCUAACGCCAUCUACACAUUGGCUAACAGGCCGUCUCCGAUUUUGAGACCAUUGACUGGAGAAGAGCUAUGUGACAGUGAGGAGGACUCGGACUACAUGAUUCCCUCCUCUCGUCCCAUCUCUUUACCACCUGUGGGGGAAUCCUCAUCAGCGGUGAGGCCUCCGCAGCCUCUGUCAACACUCCAGGCUCAGACUCAACCCUCCACACUCAACUCACGGUUGACACUGACUGAGGAUGGAUCUAUAUCUUCUGAAGCCAUGUACAACAUCCAGGCACGGUCACAGCAAGCCAGAGACUCAGAUUACUCUGAUUUACCCCCUCUGGUAAAUGGGCCCAGAGAGCCCGCAGGAGAGGACCGGGAGGAGGAGGAUAACGGCUACGACUUCCCGAGACCGCCACUACCUAUGCCUCCCACCAGACGGACCCUUUCAGAAAUGGGCGGGUCGUUAUCAUCAUCUUCAUCCUCCUCAUCAUCAUGUUUGUCCUCCACAGCUGCUUUCAACCGCCUUUCUCUAGAUUCAGAUGCUGGAGCUGCAGCGUCCAUCUUAGAACUGGCCGAAGCAGCACCAGAGAGACCUCCGAAGCCUCUGCCGAGACGGAUCAACUCAGAGCGCCACCACAGCCCCGUGCCACCCGUCCCCGUGCCGCCCAGUACCAUGGCAACAGGUGGAGAGGCCAAUCCCCAGAUCAGCAGUGAGAUUGAGCACCUUAUGAGUCAGGGAUAUUCUUAUCAGGACAUCCAGAAAGCGCUGGUGAUUGCACAGAACGAUAUUGAAAUGGCCAAAAAUAUCCUGCGUGAGUUUGUCUCCGUUCCCUCUGCUCACAUCCUCACAUAGCACGCCGUUGCGCAUCGGUCCUGCGUUCGCUCUCUCGCCUCUGGCUUGGCCUGGCCCAGCCUGGUUUGGUUUGGUUUGGUUUAGGUUGGCAGAGACCAACCUGGAGCCCACUGACUCAACCAUCGCUAAUGGCCUUGCUCCUAUGGACUUUUAACGGGCUGUUACUCCGUCAUCUGUGGGACUCUGCGCUUUGCACUCCAUGCGCUUUCAACAGUGUCUGGCCUUUUUCUGCACAAACACACACACACACACAACAUGUUACAGCAGGCCGCUUCAGUUUCCACUGCUUCUCCCGAAUAAACACAAGUGGAGCCGCGACGGAACAUCGCACAGCCCUGAACGUUCAUAGGAAUCCUGGGAAUGCCGGUUCUUGAGUUUCGUGCUGCAGCCUCUUGUUGAAAAAUGUAACCGACACCUCACAAGUACAACAAAAAAUGUAUGUCUAUAUGGAAAUUUAAUAUAUAAGUAAAUAUAUAUUAAAUGUGUGUAAUAUAUACAAUAUAUAAUAUGUGAAAUCUUGAGCUUUGAGGGUCACAGUUGGUACAGCUAGACAGGAGUCGGAUUACAGGAAGAUCAUCUUUUUCUGUCCAGACGAAGGGUGGACAAGUCGAGGUGUCUCCUCACCAGGAUGUUAGUCAGCAGCAGAGCUUUUUUUUUCUUUUUAUUAUAAAUUCAGUUUGAAAUGGCCUUCAAAUGAAAACAAUGUUGCUUUGGUACAUUAAUUAAAAAUACUAAAAACUCAUUUUUAUUAUUUUUUUGCAGAGUAGCAUGAUUGUGUUUUCAGGUCUUAACUCGGUGUGUGCGUGUGUAAAAUCCUCCCCCCCCCCCCC